AAUAAAUAAAGAAAGAAAAUGUUUACAUUUUUUACUCAUGAUUAUUAAUUUUUUUAGGAAAAUGUAUAUUUCUUUAUUUCCGAAAAAACAAUUUUUUUUUUUAAGAAAAACUUUUUUUUAAAUUGCAAAUUGUUGUGCGUGAGUAAACAAAAAAUAAUUUUUGUGUGUUUGUGGAGGUUUGGCAGUAAUUACCCUCCAUGUUAAUGUUUUGGGAGCUCGGUCAUCCUGAGGGUUUCAGCAGUCACACAUUGACGCCCCUGCUUAUCCUCUCCAGAACACUUCUCAUUGGCACGUUUAUUAACGAUAUCUAUUUGCAGAUAUGAAGAUUGGCACAAUUAAAGGCAAUGAAAAGAAUCCCGUUCCUUCUCCUCUUUGUUGUCGACGCCGUUUCGACUUCCUUAUCGUGUGUUUUCGCCGUCGUUAAGGAGUGGAGUUUCAAUAGCAACACUUUUGACCACACACUCUUGACUUUAAUCUCACUCCUGAUUUGGCCCCAUCCAGCUCUUUGUCCUUCACUCCCUGGUUUUUCCUGUCAGCUCCUUAGACAGAAACUCGGAGAGCAAGUCCUCUCAUGCGGGACUUUGACCCCCGGUCUUAGCGGCCCGGGAAGGUGUUUGCUUAAGACCCAGGACAGAAACAAGAAGACAGUGGCAUCUUGUGCAGACAUUACAGAUAUCUGCCCUUUCCUGUUGCUUUAAACAACUGCACUUCCCAUCAGCCACCUGGCCUCCCUCCUCUCUCUGUUUCACGCACACACACUUCGUACCUGUCCAAGCUCCACCUUCAUCUCCUCUCAUGCUUGCAGCCACCGGCCCGUGUUUGCUUAGUGCCCCGCUGUACCGGUCUCUCAUGGAGGUGGACUCAGAGCAACACUGGCCACAGAUCUGAUUGGAUGGUUUUGUCAGAAUGACAGCCGAAGACCCUGCUUCCUCUUCAACCAUGAGCAACAAUACCGCCUCCAAGUCCACCGCUGCGUCCCACCCUGCUCUCCUUGCGCAGAACCCCAUUGUCGAAGGUGUCGUGGGCACCCCCAACGAGGCGGCGCUGGUGGCCUUGAUGGAGCGCACCGGCUACACCAUGGUCCAGGAGAACGGCCAACGAAAAUACGGGCCUCCACCUGGCUGGAACGGCCCGUCGCCACAGAGAGGAUGCGAGAUUUUUGUGGGCAAGAUCCCAAGAGAUGUUUAUGAGGAUGAGCUGGUGCCCGUGUUUGAGUCUGUGGGACGCAUCUACGAGAUGCGCCUGAUGAUGGACUUUGACGGGAAGAACCGAGGCUACGCGUUUGUGAUGUACACUGAAAAACACGAGGCCAAACGAGCCGUGCGGGAUCUCAACAACUACGAGGUACGGCCCGGCCGGCUCCUGGGCGUUUGCUCCUCCGUGGACAACUGCCGUCUGUUCAUCGGCGGUAUCCCCAAGACCAAAAAGCGUGAGGAGAUCCUGGAGGAGGUCUCCAAAGUGACGGAGGGCGUGCUGGAUGUGAUCGUUUACGCCAGCGCCGCCGACAAGAUGAAGAACCGCGGCUUUGCCUUUGUAGAAUACGAGUCGCACCGCGCUGCCGCCAUGGCCCGUAGGAAACUGAUGCCCGGGCGCAUUCAGCUGUGGGGCCAUCAGAUCGCAGUCGACUGGGCGGAGCCAGAAAUUGACGUGGAUGAAGAUGUUAUGGAGACAGUGAAGAUCCUUUACGUCAGGAAUCUCAUGAUGGAAACCAGCGAGGAAACGAUCAAACAGGUCUUCAGCCAGUGGAACCCAGGCUGCGUAGAACGAGUGAAGAAAAUCCGCGACUACGCUUUCGUUCACUUCACCACCCGGGAUGAUGCGGUGCUGGCCAUGGACCACCUCAACGGGACAGAGGUGGAGGGCUCCUGCAUCGAGGUGACACUCGCCAAGCCGGUGGACAAAGAGCAGUACUCCCGGCAGAAGGCCUCAAAGGGGGGUUCUGCCGCUCCGGAAGCCCCGCAGCAGAACUACGUCUACCAGUGUGACCCCUACACGCUGGCCUACUACGGCUAUCCCUACAGCACCCUCAUCGGACCCAACAGAGACUACUUUGUCAAAGGAUCGUCACUGAUACUGAACAAUGCAGGUACUGUGCGAGGCCGUGGUCGCGCCACCACAGGUAACCGUACCCCUGGUCCCCGGGGGUCGUACCUGGGGGGUUACUCUGCCGGUCGUGGCAUCUACAGCCGCUACCACGAGGGUAAGACCAAGCAGCCCGAAAAGCCUUAUGAACUGAUGCCCAGUCUGGAGCUGGCGGCCUCCGUCAACCAAGUUGCCAUCAAAGGAGGCCCAAUGGCGUUGCCCGCUCUGGCCGGGCAGUACCCCAUGUUCAGCGCGGCGCCUACAGCCAAGCUGAUGGAGGAGGGCAAGGUGCACGCCAUGGAGCACCUGAUGAACCCUCUGGCCUUGCAACACCCGGAACACGCGGCCGCCCCUGCUGCUGCCGCCACCGUGCUGCCGGUGUCCACUCCGCCCCCUUUUCAGGGUCGUCCCAUCACUCCCGUCUACGCCAUGACCCACAGCGUUCCCCGCAUCUCAGCGGCGGCGGCCGGCGGUCUGUACGGCGCGAGUUACGUCCCCAUCACAAACUACAACACGGCGGCACUGGCCGCCCUGCAGAAGAACGCGGCGGUGGCUGCCGCGGCGUACGGAGGCUACGCCGGCUACGCCGUGCCGCAGGCCUUCCCCGCCGCCGCCUUCCAGAUGCCCCUCCCAGACAUCUACCAGUAUUGAUGCGCCCGCCGUGAGUCCCAGGGCCUUCUCCUGCUGCCUGGCACUGCAUCUUUGGGACUUCACACACGCCAUCUUGUCCACUCAUCACACACAGGUGGUCUACUUGUGUGUGUGUGUGUGUGGGGGGGGGG
Messenger RNA from Nerophis lumbriciformis (worm pipefish), 2864 nucleotides. It is a transcript of the gene rbm47, whose product is annotated as RNA binding motif protein 47. Gene Ontology annotation, molecular function: RNA binding. Lineage: Eukaryota; Metazoa; Chordata; Actinopteri; Syngnathiformes; Syngnathidae. The record is from RefSeq and is a predicted model, not a curated record.